AUGUCAGAAAGCCGCUCAGCUUUUGUGACUAGGGUCGCAGCAACAGCGUGGAGUCUCCGAGCGUCGGUAAUGGUGGCGCGAUGGCGCGGUGUUGGCCUAAUUGAUUCGUCGCCGGCAUCGCACGCCUCCACCGAGACACCUCACACCGAGCAUCGCUCCUUACACUACUGCCUUAUGUACCUACACUUAACACCAAUAUCACGAGAAGCAAGAGUAAGUCCCGAGAUGACCUACAAUAUAUGUACAACAAAAACAAAUAUUCCGCAGGCUAUUGGACCGCCAACCACUUACACACCUGAAUCCGAUAGACUCCGCGCAGAUCACAAAAUAAUUGGCUCGUAUGUGGCGCCCCCUAUCACCGUUCACAAUGACCUCAAAAUCACGCCCUUUAAAAAAGGGUGUCCAGUGAAGCAGGGCGGCGCGCGCGCAGCUGGCCCGCGCACUGCUGCACACAGUCCGCACGCAACACAUUUGCAUGAUAAAGCACAGCAUGCUCUGUGUACAUACAUACGCCACACGCGGCGCCGCUCGCCGCUGGGUAGGGAUGGAGGGAGUAUAAGACUCUUCCUAGCUGAAAACUCCACCGUUCCUUCUCCUGCUCUGGGCAGAAACCGCGGUGCUUCAUUGCGCUUGCCCCGCAACCCCGGAUGUACAUCAGCCCUAAAGAGCCCCGUCAGUGGUGGUCUAUUGGCUUCUUAA
Messenger RNA from Spodoptera exigua (beet armyworm), 699 nucleotides. The record is from the annotation of a GenBank genome assembly. Lineage: Eukaryota; Metazoa; Arthropoda; Insecta; Lepidoptera; Noctuidae.